Drechmeria coniospora is the source of this 2238-nucleotide messenger RNA. RefSeq lists its product as uncharacterized. Bases 1 to 2238 code for a protein of 745 amino acids. Gene Ontology annotation, cellular component: mitochondrial outer membrane; cytosol; nucleus. NCBI's taxonomy places the organism in Eukaryota, Fungi, Ascomycota, Sordariomycetes, Hypocreales, Ophiocordycipitaceae. The transcript is spliced from 3 exons. The record is from RefSeq and is a predicted model, not a curated record.
AUGCCUUGGUUCAGGAGCGGCGAUGCCGAAAAAACCAACGGUGAUGCGGAGACGGCUGCCGCCAAGGAGCGCGCGAGCCUCGAGGAGGCACUGCAGUGGACGAGCCUUGUGAUGAACGACGACCUCGACGGAGCCUUCGAGGCCCUGCAGCGCGGCGACUCCUCCUUCCACAGCCUCGGCGAGUCCGUCACAUUCUUCAUGCGCUCCAUCCUCGGCUUCGAGAAGCAGGUCAUGGCCGAGGCGUCGUCGCGACUGGCCGAUUGCGAGACGCGCGCCUGGAACGACUUUAAGCGCGCGCAGCAGCGGCCCGGCAGCAAGCUGUACCCGGCCGGGACCGAGUACGAGCUCGUGCGUGCCGAGGCGCAGCUCAUGGGCGCCGUCGUCGGCGUCCUGCACGAGAGCCUCGUCGAGGCGAUGCGAAGCUUCCUCAAGCUACGCAAGGCCUUCAUCAUCCUCGACGGCAUCAUCGCCACCGAGACGAAGAUGCUCGCGGCACGUGCCGAGGAUGGCAACGGUGGUGACGGCGGCGGCACCAGCGGCAGCGCGGUGGAGGCUGCCGACGCCGUCGAGGGUGAGGGUGCCGAAGCCGGGAAGACGUCGACGACGGCAGCGGCCGACGCUGACGAGACGAAAGCCCCCCUCGCGGCUCCGCAAUCCAAGGUGACGGACGAGGAGCUGCGGGUCGUCGAUGCCGUUGACAUCUUCAUCCACUCGGGCGCGAACAUGUGCUUCGGCAUCAUCCUCCUCAUCCUCAGCCUCAUACCGCCCGCCUUCUCGCGCAUCCUCGCCGUCGUCGGCUUCCGGGGCGAUCGUGCGCGCGGCGUCAAGAUGCUCUGGAAAUCGGCCUCGCACGACAACGUCAACGGCGCGCUGGCCGGCAUGGUCCUGCUCGGCUACUACAACGGCCUCCUGGGCGCCGUCGACAUCGCGCCCGACGCGGGCGACUACGACGACGACGCCGAGGCCGUCGGCGCACCGCUGGAGAAGUGCAACCGGCUGCUGGCCGAGCUGCGCACGCGGUACCCCGACUCGCGUCUCUGGCGCGUCGAGGAGGCACGGCUGCUGGCCAACAACCGCAAGCUCGCCGAGGCCGUCCAGCUCCUCUCGACGGGGCCCGAGUCGCGGAUGAAGCAGGUGACAGCCCUCAACGACUUCGAGCUCGCCACCGACGCCGCCAUGAUCCAGGACUGGGUCCUCAUGCGCGACACCUUCCUGCUCUGCCUCGAGGUCAACGACUGGAGCCCGGCCAUGUACCACUACAUGGCCGGCUGCGCCUCGCUCGAGCUCUACCGCGACGCCGUCGCCGCCGGCGACGAAGAGGGCGCGCGCCGCCGCAAGGCCGAGGCCGAGGCGUCGCUGCGCAAGGGGCCCCAGGUGGCCGGCAAGAAGCGGCUCAUGGCCCGCCAGCUGCCCAUCGAGACCUUUGUCCAGCGGAAGGUGGUCAAGUGGGAGGGCCAGGCCAAGGCGUGGGGGGUCGACCUCGCCGACGCCAUCGGCGCGAGCCCGGCGCUCGAGAUGUGCUACAUGUGGAACGGGCCGAAGCGGAUGGGCGACGACGACCUCGCUCGCGGGGUAAAGAACCUCGCCUGGACGCGCUGCACGGCGCCGGCCGACGUCCUCGACGAGCGCAUCCGCCGCGACGGCGUCGAGGUGGCCGUUUGGGCCGUCAGCAUGUCGGGCAUGCUGCGAGCCCAAGGGAAGCUCGACGAGGCGCGCCGGGUGAUUGAGGAGCACGUCAUGAUCCACGACCGCGCCAUCUUCAAGGGCGCGAACAAGGACGACUACGUGCUGCCGACGGCGACGUACGAGCUUGGCGUCAUCGAGUGGGUGGCCUGCUGCCACCCGCCCGCCGACCUCGCGGCCGAGGACGUGGCCGCCUACCGCCGGGGCAAGCUCGACGAGUGCGAGGCCCAGCUCAACAAGGCCAAGGCGUGGGAGUCCUACACGCUCGACGCGCGCAUCGGCAUGCGCAUCCAGAGCGGGCUCGAGACGGUCGCCUGGUUGCGGCGGAAGAUGAGCUGCAGCUCAUUCCGUCGCCUCCUCGGCCGUCGCCCCUCGACACCGCCGACGACGUGGAGCCUUGCUACGGGAUACCAGAGCCGGCCGCAGAGGGCGAAGGCCCUGGACACGGACGAGGGCGGCCCAGACGAGUCGGAGGAAGCGCCGGUUGAGGGAGGAGGUGAACUGCGAGGCGGGAGGGGCGAGGUGGUGGCCGAGGAGGGGAACGAUGAGGAGUAA